Penicillium soppii is the source of this 390-nucleotide messenger RNA. Its product is annotated as DUF4267 domain-containing protein. The coding region runs from base 1 to 390 and encodes 129 amino acids. Lineage: Eukaryota; Fungi; Ascomycota; Eurotiomycetes; Eurotiales; Aspergillaceae. The transcript has a single exon. The record is from RefSeq and is a predicted model, not a curated record.
AUGCCUCUCUCCCAAUCGGUUGGUCUCCGCUUAGCUUCUAGCGCUAUUGCAACCACCUGCAUUGCAUUUGGCGUCAACGCCAUUUUACGGCCUGACCACGCUCUCACCUUUUUCGAGUUCCGACCUCCUUCUGCUAGAGAGGAUAAGCUGAUAGUUGACAGCCUCAUGGCAAUUUAUGGAGUCCGGGAUAUCUUCAUGGGUGCCGCCAUCUUGGCGGCUUCGCACCUCGGUACACAUUCGGCCCUGGGCUGGAUCUUGAUUGCGACCAGUGGUGUUGCAUUGGCAGAUGGAUUAGUUUGCUGGAAUAAUGGCCAGGGCGAGUGGAAUCAUUGGGGAUAUGCACUCGUGGCCGCUGUGAUCGGCAGCUUGUCACUCGGUAUCUUCGACUGA